This is a messenger RNA of Trichechus manatus latirostris (Florida manatee), 1276 nucleotides long. It is a transcript of the gene RELL1, whose product is annotated as RELT like 1. NCBI's taxonomy places the organism in Eukaryota, Metazoa, Chordata, Mammalia, Sirenia, Trichechidae. Bases 84 to 899 code for a protein of 271 amino acids. The record is from RefSeq and is a predicted model, not a curated record. Gene Ontology annotation, biological process: positive regulation of p38MAPK cascade. Gene Ontology annotation, cellular component: plasma membrane. The transcript has 7 exons.
GGCCGCGGGCCCGCCCGAGCGCUGCACUGCCUCCCGGAGCCCGGACGCGGCGCCCCAGAGGAGGAGGGCGAAAGGACGCGGUGAUGGCUCCACGGGGACUCCCCGGCUCAGCCGUCCUCGCCGCUGCUGUCUUCGUGGGAGGCACCGCGAGCUCGGCGCUGGAGGCCCCGGACAAUGGUGGCAGCCACACCUUGCACUCCAGGACAGAGAUGACACCAUCGCCCGCCAGCAAUGCUGAGAACGGGCACCCAGAAUAUAUCGCGUAUGUGCUUGUCCCUGUGUUCUUUAUCAUGGGUCUCUUUGGUGUCCUCAUCUGCCACCUGCUUAAGAAGAAAGGGUAUCGUUGUACAACAGAAGCCGAACAAGAGGUCGAAGAGGAAAAGAUUGAAAAGAUAGAAUUGAAUGACAGUAUAAAUGAAAAUAGUGACACAGUUGGGCAGAUUGUCCACUAUAUCAUGAAAAAUGAAGCAAAUGCUGAUGUUUUAAAGGCAAUGGUAGCAGAUAACAGCAUGGGUGAUCCUGAAAGCCCCGUGACCCCCUCCACCCCUGGGAGCCCACCUGUGAGUCCCGGGCCCUUGUCACCAGGGGGCACACCGGGGAAGCACGUCUGUGGACACCAUCUGCACACAGUGGGUGGUGCUGUGGAGAGGGACGUGUGUCAUCGGUGUAGGCACAAGAGGUGGCACUUCAUCAGACCCACCAACAAGUCCAAGGAGGGCCGGCCAAGGCGCCAAGGAGAGGUCACUGUCCUCUCCGUUGGCAGGUUUAGAGUUACAAAAGUGGAACACAAGCCAAAUCAGAAGGAGCGGCGAAGUUUGAUGUCUGUUAAUGGGACCGAAAGCGUCAAUGGGGAGGUGCCUGUGACACCUGAGAAGAGAGAACGCAGCGACACAGAGUAGCAGAUUUGCCUUUUUUCUUUUCUCCCGCAGGAGUGGCUGUUUGAAGAGUUCUAAGAGACUGAAACUUAAUGAGCUAUGAAGUUGCCUAGGGGAUAUUUUUGUAUCUUUUAUAGUUUCUAUCAUGGAGUCUGCAGGCAUGUGGAUCAGACCUAAAAGGGAAUAUUGGUACUACGCUGGAUACAGAAUUCUGUUUGCUUUGAAACAGUGUUGGUUUAAAAAGUCUGCUGAAAAAUUUUACAUAUCCAGAGAAGGAAAAAGCCCAUUUUUUAUCUUCCUGGCCACCCCCCAGCCACCAUCCCUCCCAGUUCUCCAUCCCCUGCCUUGAUGUACACCCUGCAAUUUUUCCUGUAUGAUAUACAGUGGAAUUUGAGCUUAUG